AUGAUCUCCGCCGUGUCCAGCCCGUGGCUCACGCAGCUCUCGCACUUCUGCGACGUUGCAGCCUUCACGGCCAGCAGCCUGAGCGGCCUGGGGGCGGCAGGGGGCUUCCCGGGCGCCGCGUCGCCCGGCGCCGGCCCGUACGGCGCGCGCGAGCCCCCGCCGCCGCGCUACGAGCCGUGCUCCGCCGCCGCGCCGGGCGCCCCGGGCCCGCCGCACGCCUACCCGUUCGCGCCGGCCGCCGGGGCUGCCAGCAGCGCCGCGGAGCCCGAGGGCCCCGGGUCCAGCUGCGUGGCCGCCGCCAAGGCGCCGGUGAAGAAGAACGCGAAGGUGGCCAGCGUGAGCGUGCAGCUGGAGAUGAAGGCGCUGUGGGACGAGUUCAACCAGCUGGGCACCGAGAUGAUCGUCACCAAGGCCGGCAGGCGCAUGUUCCCCACCUUCCAAGUGAAGCUGUUCGGCAUGGACCCCAUGGCUGACUACAUGCUGCUCAUGGACUUUGUGCCUGUGGACGACAAGCGCUACCGGUACGCCUUCCACAGCUCGUCCUGGCUGGUGGCCGGGAAGGCAGACCCCGCCACGCCGGGCCGUGUCCACUACCACCCCGACUCGCCGGCCAAGGGGGCCCAGUGGAUGAAGCAGAUCGUCUCCUUCGACAAGCUCAAGCUGACCAACAACCUGCUGGACGACAACGGGCAUAUCAUUCUCAACUCCAUGCACAGAUACCAGCCGCGCUUCCACGUGGUCUACGUGGACCCACGCAAAGACAGCGAGAAGUACGCGGAGGAGAACUUCAAAACCUUCGUGUUUGAGGAGACGCGCUUCACCGCGGUCACUGCCUACCAGAACCACCGGAUCACGCAGCUCAAGAUCGCCAGUAACCCCUUCGCCAAAGGCUUCCGAGACUGCGACCCCGAGGACUGGCCCCGGAACCACCGGCCCGGCGCGCUGCCGCUCAUGAGCGCGUUCGCCCGCUCGCGCAACCCCGUGGCCUCCCCCACGCAGCCCAACGGCGCGGAGAAAGACACGGCCGAGGCCCGGCGAGAGUUCGAGCGCGACGCGGGCGGCCCGGCGGGGCUCGGGGACCCUGCGCACCCGCCGCAGCUGCUGGCGCGGGUGCUCAGCCCCGCGCUGCCCGGGCCCGGGGUCCCGCUGCCCGGCGCGCCCGGAGGCCGGCCCAGCCCCCCGCACCCCGAGCUGCGCCUGGAGGCGCCCGGCGCGUCGGAGCCGCUGCACCACCACCCCUACAAGUACCCGGCCGCCGCCUACGACCACUACCUCGGGGCCAAGAGCCGGCCGGCGCCCUACCCGCUGCCCGGCCUGCGUGGCCACGGCUUCCACGCGCACCCGCACGCGCACCCGCACCACCACCCGGCUGUGAGCCCCGCCGCCGCCGCCGCCGCGGCCGCUGCGGCCGCCGCGGCCGCCAGCAUGUACUCGUCGGCCGGGGCCGCGCCGCCGGGCUCCUACGAUUACUGCCCCAGAUAG
Budorcas taxicolor (takin) is the source of this 1482-nucleotide messenger RNA. RefSeq names its product T-box transcription factor 1 (gene TBX1). Gene Ontology annotation, cellular component: nucleus. The record is from RefSeq and is a predicted model, not a curated record. Bases 1 to 1482 code for a protein of 493 amino acids. NCBI's taxonomy places the organism in Eukaryota, Metazoa, Chordata, Mammalia, Artiodactyla, Bovidae. The transcript is spliced from 7 exons. Gene Ontology annotation, molecular function: RNA polymerase II cis-regulatory region sequence-specific DNA binding; DNA-binding transcription factor activity, RNA polymerase II-specific. Gene Ontology annotation, biological process: regulation of transcription by RNA polymerase II; positive regulation of DNA-templated transcription; cell fate specification.